Messenger RNA from Cryptomeria japonica (Japanese cedar), 429 nucleotides. RefSeq lists its product as uncharacterized. The coding region runs from base 1 to 429 and encodes 142 amino acids. Lineage: Eukaryota; Viridiplantae; Streptophyta; Pinopsida; Cupressales; Cupressaceae. The record is from RefSeq and is a predicted model, not a curated record. The transcript has a single exon.
AUGGAGUAUGAAAAAAUUGAGAGUAUCUCGGAGGAAAGAAGUUCUGCUAGACUAAGAGCUAAAGAGAGGAAAAAGCCAAUCAAGAGUGAAGAGAACAAGACUAUUACUAGCUUUAAUAAAAUUUAUGAUCUAGAUGAGGAGGAAGACUCAAAGGACAAUUCUAAGGACAAAGAUGCCCAAGUGGAGGAAGAGAAUCUGACUGAAAUCCCCAAGGAGGACGCUGAAGAAGAAGAGGAGGGAGAAGAAGAGAACAACAAGUCAAAAAGUGAGCAUGACUCUUCUUUCAAUAAUCUCAAUAACCCUGACACCUCUGAGAAUGAAAAAAUGGUGUUGUGUUCGCCCAUGGGGCCGGUCCAGGAGACUAACAACAACUUGGAAGAGCAAUUGAAUGAUAUGAAGGAAAAAGUGGCCAUGCUGGAGAAAAACUGA